AUGGGCUUCCGUGGCGUGCGCACCACCCGGCUGCAGGCGCUUGCAGCCGCGGUGGCCGCGACCUGGUGCUGGGGCUGCGGGGUGUUGAGCCAGGCAUGGCUUCUGCCGCAGGCACCUGCCGGCCGCCGUGAAGUCCUCGGCGCGGGCUUGGCAGGCCUGGGCUUGGCGAUAGAGGCUGAGCCCGCUUUGGCAAGCGGCGGAUCAACGGCCGGCAAAUACUCCACGAUCCCGUCGGGGAAGCGGAGGUUCUAUGGGCGCGUGAAGCAAGGCCUCUAUCAGUACUUGCAGAUGGAGCCGGCCAUCAAGGCUGGCAACUUGAAGGAUCCCUUGAUCGAGGAUUUCUUCAGCAAGAACAUCAUCAAAGUGAAGGGAGGCGAAGACAUUAAGAACUGUGGCUUUGGCGCAAAGUGCAAAACGAAGGAGAAGAGGACCUCUCGCUGGCUGGAUUUCAAAACCGCCAGUGACCUGCUGGCUGGAGCUUUCAGAUAUAGUGCUGAGGACAUCCCAGAAUACCUGCCCCAGGUGAAGAUCAUCCGAUCCUUUGCGAAGAAGGUGGAGAAGAUGGAGGCGGCAAUUGAAGCUGGCAAUGCCGAAGAGGCUCAGCAGCUCUAUGCAAAGUCCAAGCUGGACUUGAGCAGGUAUCUUCCGCAGGUAGAGCUCGAACCUCUGGAUUCUCAGGACUACACCCAUCCCUGGGACACGCGUCCAGAGGCCCGUGCUCAGGAGAUCGCUUCAUGGAGCGCAAAAACCUACACGUUCACCUUUGCCAACGAGUCGAACGGAUCGGCCAAGAUUCUGCUCGAGGAAGAUCCGGAAGGUGUUGUGAAGCUGGAGGAGUGGAAAGUUGGAGAUGGCAUCCCGAUCGUUGGAAAGGCCGAAAAGCGCCACUCACGUCGGGUGAGGGAGCUGAAAAAGUCAAUCCUCGCCACCUCCAAGCCGUUUCAGGAGUUCGUGUUGAUUCGAGAUCAGCUGAAGACGGUCCACAUGAGAUCGCCUGUUUGCAAGUGCAGUAUCGCGCUGACGGAGUGGAAUGGAUCUUUGAAGAUUGUGGAAGUUCAGCGGCAAGUUUCGGAGACCGAAACUUUUGUUGUUCAUCCUGGGUAUGCGAAGAGCCCAGGAAUUUUCACUCUCCGUGCCGAUCUUCUCGAGCAUGCACUGCGAGCAGUUGGCUUGCAGCUCGGAUUCGACCUGAAAGACCUGCAAGAUGACGAAAGCGAGAUACCAGACAGCACUGCAUCAAAAAGAACAUCAGUCGCAGACAUGUCGAGCUUAGCGGCAACAACCAUCUCAACUGGCGAAGUUGAGCCUGCCGCGAAGCUGCACGCGAAAGUGGGUGUCAGCAUUGGCAUGGGUUCGGUUGAGGGCUGCCUGUACGUGGAGUACGCAGAUCAGAGCUUGCGUGCUGCUGCUCUCUCGUGCUGUGGUGCUGUGACAAAUGAUGACUGGGGACUUCACCCAGCCUUCUUGGCUCAAGCCGAGGCUUUUGUUCUUCUGACUGAUACAAAUGCCAGGGCCGCUGUGGGUCCAGGUGACAUGUCCAAGGGACACUUAGCGAUAGGCUCCCAUGGAGCCAUCGACACCGCCGCCACCACGGUCACCAGCACCAGAACCGCCUCCCUCCGGUCCGUCACGGGAAAGCCCUUCGCAGUAGCAGAUGAGGCUGAUGAAGCCUUGAAUGCAGGAGCCGUAGCAGCCGCAGAGCUUCGUGGAAAAGGUCAAAAGCCACAUCAGCAAGCCAUCGCCGCAGCAGACGCGGCGACCCGAGCAGCCAAGGCUGCCGGUAGGCCCUUUGAGCAGGUCGCCUUCGCCUCAGCGAAGGCAGCAGCCCUGGCCGUGCAGACGGCAGGUGGCUCUUUACAGCAGGGCUGCGUGGAAGCUGGACGUGCGGCAUCCUACGCUGCGAAGUCCGAGCAGACCGUGGCGAUUCCUGCGGCAUCGAGCAACGCCGCCUUUUCAGCACUGCGGUCCAUGGGCCUGCCAGACGGCCAAAUGACGGAGUGCCUGGCGCUUGCGGUAAAGACAGCCUGCAAAGCAAACGGCACACAGCCAGAGUCCCUGGCAGAGUGCGCUGGGUCCACGGCCAUGGCGGCAGCACAACACGCAGGAAUGACGGAAGAUGAGCAAGCCGAAGUCGCCGGAAAGGCAGUACAGGUCAUCACGGUCGUCACCGACAGCCCUGAGCCAGAGGCUGUGGAGACCACAGAGAACCCGGAGCUGCAAGUCUUAAUCAGAGAAGUGGAGGAGGCAAAGAAGGCUGCGCAGGACGCCGCAAUUGCGGCUGGCAUGGCCCAUGUAGAGGCUGAGAAGGCCAAGGCUGAGGCGAAGGUCUCGACGACGACGUCGCCGCCGACGACAACAGUGCCGAGCAAUGCGACCUUUGAGACGGAGGUCAUCGUCACAGAGGCUCCCAAGCCUGCAUCUGCGACCGCCGCACCUUCCAUAACCACUCCCGCCGCACAGAACAUGGGUGGUGUACAACCUGAGUGGGGAGCCCAGACGUUGCGCAGAUGUUUGCGUUAUGUGGGCUACAGUGCCACGCCGAUUCUGCACUCCUGCCUCGUUCGAUCCAUCAAGGACCGGGUGCCGGACGAGUGUUGCUCCGCGAACGGUGCCGAGAACAUGGUGGGCGCGACCUUCCAGGAGCUCUACUACUCCAACGAAUAUGGCACCUGUCCUACCCUCACCUUUGCUGGUCCGCUUGCUGGUACCAGGGUCAAGUUGCAGUGCAACUUUGACAACACCAUCACAUAUGGAGAAAGCAGAUGUGGGGCAGAUUGCAGCUGCGCCUUCGAAGACGUCUAUGGGCCAGGGUGCUACAGGGCAAGCGAUGCCCUGCCGGGUACUGCCUGGUUCUUCAUGACGGCUGGAUGUGAUUGUACUGAUGCCAAGGCCGUGCAGCCGCAUCAGUUUAGCUUGCCACCCCUUGACCAGAACGUGAGAGCUGGGGACAUCUUGAAUGUUGGACCAGAGGAAGCCGCGAAGGCGAUGAACCGACAGCGCCAGCAAUUGCGAACAUUCCACGAUGAGAUGGUGAAGGACGAGCAG
Messenger RNA from Symbiodinium necroappetens, 3045 nucleotides. NCBI's taxonomy places the organism in Eukaryota, Dinophyceae, Suessiales, Symbiodiniaceae. The record is from the annotation of a GenBank genome assembly.